Molecule: messenger RNA, 1345 nt
Organism: Musca domestica (house fly)
Lineage: Eukaryota; Metazoa; Arthropoda; Insecta; Diptera; Muscidae
Product: lipase 3-like
Exons: 3
Coding region: 112-1338 (408 amino acids)
Biological process (GO): lipid metabolic process
Molecular function (GO): hydrolase activity, acting on ester bonds
Source: RefSeq, a predicted model, not a curated record
CAGGUUCUACCAGUCCAGCAAAUAAUUCACAACUUGAAGAAAAAUUAACAGAUUAUUUAAUUUGUUUUGCUUUUGAAAUAUAAUUUUUAGUCUCACCAGCGUUUUGUGAGAAUGAAAGUGUUCUGGACGCUGGGAAUUAUUUUGUUGGUGAUUUUGAAAUUAAAUGAUCUGCAAACUAGGAAAAGCAGAUGUGAUCUAAUUACCGAGCAUGGCUAUCCCUGUGAAGAGCACACAUUCACAACCAAGGAUGGUUAUUUGCUGACCAUGUUCCGCAUACCUUACUCCCCGGUAACGAAGAAUCAAAAUCUGGCCAACAAACCUCCCGUCCUCUUCAUGCAUUGCAUUUAUUGCUCUUCGGACAUAUUUCUCUUGAAUGGACCCAAUGAUGGCUUGCCCUUCAUGUUGGUCGACCGGGGUUACGAUGUCUGGUUGGGUAAUGUCCGCGGCAAUAUUUAUUCUCAAAAUCAUGUGCAGCUCUCACCAUGGUCCCGGGCAUUUUGGAAUUUCACUUUAGAUGAAAUAGGUCGUUAUGAUAUAGCAGCAAAAAUUGAUUAUAUUAUAGCUCGAACGGGCCAGCCCAGUACUCACUUUGUGGGCUAUUCCCAGGGAACGGCAGUGUUUAGCAUUUUACUCUCCGAAAGGCCCAGUUAUGGUGAGAAAAUACGCAGCACUCAUUUCCUGGGUCAAGGUGUGUUUCUUUGCCACAUGAAAUCAUUGCCGGUUCUGAGUCGGGCCUUUGUUAUGGGUAGGCCCUCGAUGUCCUGGAUGGGGCAGUACUCCAGUCAUAGUGUUGAUCGCCUGCUGAACAUCAUCGCCCCGCCCAUAUGUAAAUGGUUUGCCACACCCUGUCUGAUGCUGUUUCAGUUUGUUGUCGGUUGGAAUUCACCUCACUUUAAUAGGACCCUUUUAGGUGACUUCCUGCGCACAACCCCCUCAGCGGCUGGCAACCUGCAGACCCUGCAUUUCUAUCAAUCCAUAAAAAAUUGUCAAUUUCGAAAAUACGAUUUUGGCGAGAAAGGAAAUUUGGCUCAUUAUGGCACCGCUGAACCACCUCCUUACCAUUUAGAGGCUAUACAACUGAAACAUCCCAUCAAUAUUUAUUACGGCGACAAUGAUUUCAUUGUAUCCCUGAAAGAUGUGGAACGCUUGUACAAUAUUUUAGGAAAUCGUACAAUAUUACGUCGAAUACCAUAUCCGAAAUAUAAUCACUUGGAUUUGGCAUUGGCCAGAGAUGUCAAGGAGGUCUUGAACGAUUGCAUUGUCGAUCAAAUGCAGGAAUAUGAGGGGAGGUCUUUUAAGGGGAAUUUGUGCGAGCAUUUUAAUAAAAAUGCCUUUUGAAAAAAUG